Styela clava is the source of this 1395-nucleotide messenger RNA. The record is from RefSeq and is a predicted model, not a curated record. Lineage: Eukaryota; Metazoa; Chordata; Ascidiacea; Stolidobranchia; Styelidae.
ACACGUAUUGCGACAAGGACUCUUUGGCUGCUGACGGGGCCAUAGAUUUGGACUUCACAUUUUGUAACAGGGGAACAAACAGAAAAAACUUUUACAAGCAGUGUUACGUUUGGUGUAACAGCAAAUAUAUGUUGUCGUCAAACUCUACAAAAGUCGUAUGCCAAGAUGGUUCAUUUCAACCACAAAAUGUUUGCGAUUUGAUACCAUACAAAGUUACAGAAUGCGAGAAUACGAAUCUGAAAAACUGUCCUUACGUUCCAAAGGAACUUGCAGAUUAUUGGAGAAGAAAAGAGCCAUUGGGUCCCGAUGAUGCAGAAGGGGUAGAUUUCGACCUGUUUCCGGAUAUAGAGAAAAAAGCUACUGGUUCAAGAAGCAUACGUGGCCAAUUCAUAGAAACAAGUUGCAUUGACAAAUUGAUUGGAUACAGUUAUUGCAGAAGAAAGCCAAACAAAAAAUUUGCUUUCAAAUGUAACGUUUUUACCAAGAUUCCCAAACUGAAACCAGCAAUAGGGGUCAACAAAAUGGAUGCGUGCUUCAAAUGUCGUGCUAUUCAAUGCACCGCUACGAUAUAUCUUGGAUAAUGCAUGGUAAUGAAGUUCAUGCUUCAUAGAAAUGAAAUAAAAUAAUUUUUUUCUGGAUUUUUCUGUUUAUAACUCAUGACGUUAUUGUUGCGUUUGUUACUUUUUUACCAUGUGGUGGUUACCGCAUUACCGCGGUGGUUAUUUGAAGACGAGAAGAAUAUUUGAAGUCUUUCAUUUGCUCGGCAUGCAUGUGGAGCUUGGCUGUCUCUCCUGUUUUUGCUUUACUAUCAUAAGAGCUUAAAUUUAUACACGAUUUGUUCAUUGAAGGCCGUUGUGACCCACAUCUGAAACGGAAACUUUUUUCGAGGUUAUCAACUUUUAAUUCGCUUGAGGAUAUUAAAAAGACGUCCGCGAAUUAAUGAUUAGAUUACUUAUAGAAUGGACGUGUGUUAAGAGAAGUAUAUAAGGAAAUUGUAUAAGGAAAAGUAAAAUUGAGAAUAGACGGCGCAUUUAGUUGUUUGAUUAUGAUGAGAGCAGCAGUAUUCAUUCAUUAAGAGGUGCUGUAAUAACUUUUGCAAUAUUGCUCGCAAUAUUUUGCGAGCUGCAAUACCACACAAUAGGUUGGCUCGUUUAAGUACGCUGAAGUUUAAUGAUGAAUUUAAGAGCUUUUUUAUACAGCAGUCACGAAUUGAACAGAUACUGAAGCGGGCUCACGUAGACAGAAGUGCCCGUGUCAGCCAUGAAUAUCAAAAUCUACAUUAGGAGUAAAUAAAUAUGUUGUAGCCAUGACUCUGACUUUGCAUACUCCUGUACAUAACCAUAAGAUAACGAAAAGCAAUGAAACUAGAAAAAGAGCGACAUCCAUUCCCGCAAC